Molecule: messenger RNA, 1809 nt
Organism: Cavenderia fasciculata
Lineage: Eukaryota; Evosea; Eumycetozoa; Acytosteliales; Cavenderiaceae
Gene: abcE1
Product: RNaseL inhibitor-like protein
Exons: 4
Coding region: 1-1809 (602 amino acids)
Biological process (GO): translational initiation; translational termination; ribosomal subunit export from nucleus
Molecular function (GO): ATP binding; ATP hydrolysis activity; ribosomal small subunit binding
Source: RefSeq, a predicted model, not a curated record
AUGGCCGAUGAUUUAAUUCGUAUUGCUAUUGUCGCCGAAGACAAGUGCAAACCCAAAAAGUGUAGUCAAGAAUGCAAAAAGAACUGUCCCGUCGUCAAGAUGGGCAAGUUGUGUAUUGAAGUCAAGCCAACAUCAAAGAUUUCAUUCAUUUCAGAGGACUUGUGCAAUGGUUGUGGUAUUUGCGUUAGAAAGUGUCCAUUUGAAGCAAUCACCAUCAUCAAUUUGCCAAAGUCUUUGCAAAAGGACACUACCCAUCGUUAUGGUCCAAACUCGUUCAAGUUGCACAGACUCCCAUCCCCACGUCCCGGUCAAGUACUCGGUUUGGUCGGUACCAACGGUAUCGGUAAGAGUACUGCCCUCAAGAUCUUGGCAGGUAAGCUCAAGCCAAAUCUUGGUAUCUGGGAUCAACCUCCCGAAUGGAUGGACAUUCUCACCUAUUUCCGUGGUUCUGAAUUACAAUCUUAUUUCACCAGAAUCUUGGAAAAUUUAAGAGCUCUUAUUAAACCACAAUAUGUUGAUAAUCUUCCAAGAAGUGUUCAAGGUAGUGUUACAGCUAUUUUGACUGCCAAGAACCAAAAUGGUUUGAUGGAUCAAAUGGUCAACGAUUUGGACUUGAAGGAAGUUCUCACCAAGAACAUUGAUGUUCUUUCUGGUGGAGAGUUGCAACGUUUUGCCAUUGCUGUCGUUGCCGUUCAAAACGCUGAAAUCUACAUGUUUGAUGAACCAUCCUCUUACCUUGAUGUCAAGCAAAGACUCAAGGCUGCUCAAGUCAUUAGAUCCCUUAUCAAGGAAGGAAAUUAUAUUAUUGUUGUUGAACACGAUUUGAGUGUUUUGGAUUAUUUAUCUGAUUUUGUUUGUUGUCUCUAUGGUUCACCAGGUGCUUAUGGUGUUGUCACUUUGCCAUUCAGUGUUAGAGAAGGUAUCAAUAUUUUCCUUUCUGGUUAUAUCAAGACUGAAAAUAUGAGAUUCCGUCGUGAUGCUUUAACUUUUAAUUUUGCUGAAACAGCAGAAGAAGAAGAAGUAAAGAAACAUUGUUUAUACAAAUAUCCAAAUAUGACCAAGACAUUGACAGGAUUCAAGUUGGAAGUCAAGGCUGGUGAAUUCACUGACUCUGAAAUCAUUGUUAUGUUGGGUCAAAAUGGUACAGGUAAGACAACCUUUAUCAAGAUGUUGGCCGGUCAAUUACCACCCGAUGAUGGAGCACACAUCCCCGAACUCAACGUCUCAUACAAGCCACAAAAGAUUGCACCAAAGUUCCCAGGCUCUGUUCGUGAACUCUGCCACAAGCGUAUUCGUGACUCGUUCCUCCAUCCACAAUUCAACACUGAUGUCAUCAAGCCAUUAAACUUGGAAAACAUCAUCGACCAACAAGUACUCAAUCUCUCUGGUGGUGAGUUGCAACGUGUUGCCAUCAUCCUCUGUCUUGGUCAACCCGCCGACAUUUACCUCAUUGAUGAGCCAUCUGCCUACCUCGAUUCCGAGCAACGUAUCAUUGCCGCCAAGGUCAUCAAGCGUUUCAUCUUGCACGCUGGAAAGUCUGGUUUCAUCGUUGAGCACGAUUUCAUCAUGGCCACUUAUUUGGCCGAUCGUGUCAUUGUCUAUGAAGGUACUCCAUCGGUCAGCUGUGUUGCCAACACCCCACAAAGCUUGCUCUCGGGUAUGAAUCAAUUCCUCAAGUCCCUUGAAAUCACCUUCCGUCGUGAUCCAAGCAAUUUCCGUCCACGUAUCAACAAAUUAAACUCCAUCAAGGAUACCGAACAAAAGUAUGCCGGUAACUAUUUCUUCUUGGAUGAUCAUUCUACCGAUUAA